AAAUUUUAUUGUAUUGUGCAAAUUGCUAUUGAGCAUAAUAUAUUGUUGCCGCAGUACAAACUCUAUUCAGUGCCUGUUCAGUAGGCAAAUAAUUGGCAUUUAUAGUAGAUUGUUUUCAAAAAUUUCGCUUAAUUUUACAAAAUACCCAAUUUAAGAAAAAAACUGGAAACUGAAUGCUUGCCACGCUAGCAGAAAGCCUCCGCAAUAAAAGCGGCCAAUAAGCUGGUACUGUGUGUGUAGUAAAAUGCAUAGCAGCGAUUGGAAGAAUCAUGCUGGAGGAGAGUGGCCAUCGCCGCGGGAGGUGCCAUACCAGCAGCAAAAAUUCUUACAAAAGCGACCACAACGUUUACAAUAUGGCCAACAGCCAGGCAACGCAACAUUUUAUGAACAGUGGCACGCCAACCCAAUAGCAGCGUAUCCACCGCCCAUGUACGCAACGGACGACAGUGGUUACUAUCGUCGCUAUUCUUUAGAUGCACCACCUGAAUCGUUUAUUUAUUAUAAUCGUAAUCCAACAGCAGCAUUUAUUGGGCAUUCACUUGAUAAUGUUGACAGCCCUUCCCUUGGCGCCUCUAAUACAUUAUUAUACCCGAAUACUUGGCAUAUUGACGACGAUGAGCCGCCACCACCACCGGACAAUGUACGCCGUGCAUUCUAUUUUAAACAAAAGAGCACACAAUCGCCAGCAGUUGAUGCAAAUAUUAUAAAUACAGAGCAGGUUGUGCAUAAUUUGACUUUGUUCGGACGUUUUUUGGAAGUAGUGCAGAGCUGGCCAUUGCCCCAUGUUUCAUUUACAACGGCUUGUAUUUUAGUUUUGAUAGCCACAUUUAUAUCGCCACGUUUAUGGGCACAAAAUAUUAUAUUUCCUGCUUUCAGAUUAUCCUUUGGUACUCUAUAUCCAGCAUACGCUUCUUACAAGGCUGUACGCACCAAAAAUGUGAAAGAAUAUGUGAAAUGGAUGAUGUAUUGGAUUGUGUACGCUUUCUUUACAUGCAUCGAAACAUUUACGGAUAUCUUUCUUUCAUGGUUUCCAUUUUACUAUGAAGUGAAAGUGAUCAUUGUUUUAUGGCUUUUGUCGCCCGCUACAAAGGGUAGCUCUACAUUGUACAGGAAGUUCGUACAUCCCAUGCUAACACGCAGAGAACAGGAAAUCGACGAGUACCUCAAUCAAGCCAAAGAACGUGGCUACUCAGCUGUAUUACAAUUGGGCACCAAAGGCGUCAACUAUGCUACCAAUGUCAUCAUGCAAACAGCGCUCAAGGGUGGCGGCAACCUGGUGCAAACGUUGCGACGCAGUUACAGCUUGAGCGAUCUCUCGGAGCCAGAUGUGCAACGCACACAGGACGAGAUCGACGAAGUCGUGCAAAUGCGUUCACAUCAACGGCUGCUGCGUCCACGUCCGCAGGCAAGUAUUGCCCGCUCAGCGUCGGGUACACGCCACUCAACCGGCAUGUAUUUCUCCGAGGUGGAUGUUGCUAAGGGUGCGGAUGGUUUUAACUACAAUAUAAGAUCAUCGGAAGACAUUAGUUCGGGUUACUCCAGCGCCGAGCCGGUAUCGGUUGGCCUAAGCAGAACAUCGUCGAUGACAAAUGCUUCGAAAACACGUUUGAAAGCCAGGCGUACAACAGAGCUUUUAAAUGAACCCGAACACAAGUUUAGGCCAAGCGCUCAAGAGUUUAGGGGAAGUUUAGAAGACUUUGAGACAUUACACGAUCCAACCGUCGUCGAUAUACAGAAAUGCAUACAAAUUUUGGAGGAGAUGCCACAUAUCGAAGGCGACGAAGAAAGUGGCGAGGACGGCGAGUGCUUGUCACUUGGAAAAAUGCAAACCAUUGAUGAGAUCAAUGAUGUGGAGUGUAGCUUUGAGAUAGAAACUGAACUUAAAGAAAUUAUAAAACUCAAAGACCAACCACCGGCUGACGGCGUCGCAGUAACGCAACAGCAAUUAGAAGCCGAGUUGGACGGAGUUGAGGAGACACACGAGGCGCCCAUUGCCGACAUCGAUGAAGUAGCAUUAAAGGACGAUUAUUAUUUCAAGGAGGAUAACAAUUCUAUUUACAGUAACAGCGAUACCUACAACACACUCGAAAGCAGCGAUGAGGACAAUGAAAGCGAUGUCUUCACAGAUGCGCUACCCACAUUAGAGACAGCUGAAGGAGCAAAGGCGGAGAAAGAUGUCGAAGAGACGCAUGCAGACAACUUUGAACAGCAAGAGAUUACAACUGCUUACGCGCAAACCGAUUUACCUAUAAAAGAAGGCACCGAAAUCGUAAACCAAGUUGUGGCUCAAGUAACCACAACCGGUGUAGAAACUCAAGCAACUACCGAAAAACCAAAAAUCAAUGCCAAAGAACUACAAGACACCUUAAAAGCUAUCAAAGAUAAUUUUCGUGCCAAUAUUGCAACAACAACAACAUCUUCAUCUUCUUACACAACUGCAAUUGAUAGUAAAUUAGUGAUGCCACGCCCUCUAACACACAACAAAGGCAAAGCACCAGCUCCACCAUUGCCGCCACGUCCCACACGUCCAGCCGCCGAUGUUGUGAGCAGCACCCCGGCACUUAGUAGUAGCGUGGAUGCGGCUAGCUUAUCCUCGCGGAGUCCUUCGCCAGCGCCGCACCGGAACAUAUUCCGAAAUAUAAAAAGCAAUCUCUUGCGUUUGGCCAGCAACAACAGUUUGACGGGCAAAGCAAGCGAGGCGAGUGCAGAAAAGCCAACUACCCGUUAUGAGACGCAAUUGUAGUUUAGUUCCAAGUACUAAAACUGCAACCAAAGAAAAACUCCGAGACAAACUCAAAGCGAUAAGGAAAUUGGCAGGAACAGUGUUGCUAAAAGACGUUGCCGAAAUACGCUUAAAAGAUUUGAUUUUUUUUUAAUUUAUAGCCUCUACAACAACAACAAUGGCCCACUUAUAGAAACAGUCUACAAUUACAACAAUUUUUUUAGAACUGUUAUGUCGGCUAGCUAUACAACGCUUCCACGCACCAAAAAGUCUGAAAAAGUCAUUGGAGCCACGACGAAAACGCGCAGUAAGACACAAUCGCAGACGGAGAAGUAGAGCACAGGCAACAAACAAACAAACAGCAGACGAAAGCAAGUCGUAAUCAAAUUGAAAGACUCAACAAACAUCGGCAUGAAAAGCAAAAAAACAAUAAUUUUUGCAGCAAUGGCUUAGGAAAAGGCAGCUUAAAGGAUUUUUAUUGCUGUAAAUUUAAAUUGAAGCUACAUAUGUAUGCAUACUAGCAUGAAAUUGUUUAUAUUAAGCUUCUAACGAAUUGUUGCCCAAUUUAUAAUUAUUUUUUUAAGCCGGCAACUUUUGGUGUUCCGUUGACCGUUGGCUGUUUUUACUUUUUCAAAAUAAUAGCGUUUGCUUUUCUCAUAAAAUGUUGAAUUUAUACUGCUCUAUGCACGGGCUGCCAGUUGCAACUGUUUUACUCCAAGUAUUGUCUCCUAAACAGGCAAAAGUGUAACAUUUUCGACCCUCUCAAAACAAGUGUCAGUGGUCCCGAGAACUUUCACUUAUGAUUUUAAAAAGUUUCAAAGUAUUUCAAUGAAAUAAUUGUUUGUAGUGUUGAAUGAUUAAACGUUUUUUCGUUACAAGUUACAAAAAUUUGGAACAGAGGUGCUCAACAAUUACUUUGAAGUAUAUUUAAUAAAUUAUUUUAUUGUAUGCAGUAAUAAAGAACGUAAACAAUGCAACAGCUGAUUUAUAAUAGGGUGCCAUUUUUUUAUUCCUUUAUAAUUUAAGAAAUGAAACAUUUUGCAGGCAGUAAUGGAACAUUUGCGCACUAUGGCCAUAUAAUGAGCCAACAUUUUCGUCGAGAAAAGAAAACGCUAUAAGUAUUACGACUGUUACGCAGAAUCUCUCCCUACCCCGCUACUGUUAAUUCUCCUCUCGCUUCUUGAGCGUUAUCUACCCACAAUAUCAAGUAAAAGUGAUUACAGCAGAAAAUAUGUCUAAACUUAAAGUUAGUUUAUGUUUUAUGUAUAUAUAUAAUAUAUGCUGUGCAGUAGGAUAUCUCUACGUGUGUGGCCUAUGUGAUACGGCUUGUGUGGACUAUAUCAUUUGUGUAUGCCGCCAGCUGAGUGCAGGUUUUUUGUGUUAUUUUAGUUUAUUUACUAAUACUAAUGUUAAAUAGCAUCGAAUGUUUAUGUUUUAUUUAGCAAUGUGUGCGUAAUGCGCGAACAAAGCAAAAAAUCAAAGAAAUAUUAUAAUUGGAUGCUAGAGAUUUUCAGCUAGCAAAUUACAAAAAUUGUGAACAGAGGUGCUCAACUAUUAGUUUGAAUUAUGUUUAAUUAAUUACAUACAUAUAUACAUACAUACAUAAUAUGAAUCGCACAUGCAUACAUACAAACAUACAUCAAUGUAUUUAUACUUAAGUUCUCGUAACUCCUACAACACUUUAGUUAAGCAUAUUAUAUGUAUAUACCUUUGUAUGUAUGUAUUUGGCCAAUUACAAUUUCCUUCUAUUUCCCUCCGCCAGUUAAUGUACUAUAUACUCGCAUAUUCGACGACGUUUGUAUACAUAGUACAUACCUACAUAUGUAUAAAUAUAAUGAAAAUAGUUACUAACAUUAAGAACGAUAAAUAAAAAAAUGCAUUCAGUUUCCUUAA
Bactrocera dorsalis (oriental fruit fly) is the source of this 4615-nucleotide messenger RNA. It is a transcript of the gene ReepA, whose product is annotated as receptor expression-enhancing protein 1. NCBI's taxonomy places the organism in Eukaryota, Metazoa, Arthropoda, Insecta, Diptera, Tephritidae. The transcript is spliced from 8 exons. Bases 245 to 2743 code for a protein of 832 amino acids. The record is from RefSeq and is a predicted model, not a curated record. Gene Ontology annotation, cellular component: cytoplasmic microtubule; endoplasmic reticulum membrane; endoplasmic reticulum tubular network. Gene Ontology annotation, biological process: endoplasmic reticulum tubular network organization. Gene Ontology annotation, molecular function: microtubule binding.